Aphanomyces astaci is the source of this 3618-nucleotide messenger RNA. Its product is annotated as serine/threonine protein kinase. Gene Ontology annotation, molecular function: protein serine/threonine kinase activity; protein binding; ATP binding. Bases 48 to 3545 code for a protein of 1165 amino acids. The record is from RefSeq and is a predicted model, not a curated record. The transcript is spliced from 8 exons. Gene Ontology annotation, biological process: protein phosphorylation; intracellular signal transduction. Lineage: Eukaryota; Oomycota; Saprolegniomycetes; Saprolegniales; Verrucalvaceae. Gene Ontology annotation, cellular component: cytoplasm; nucleus.
AGCAUAUCCCACCACCAUCUCCCCUUCCAUUAGUCAACUCGAUCGUCAUGGCUACCCUCAACGACUCUCGACUGUUCGACGCUGUCGCAGCGGGGACUCUGCGCCAAGUUGUGGACCUCGUCGCUCAACCGCUUACGAAUGUGAACGACACGAAGCGUAUCAACAAGGUGCUGUACACACCGCUGAUGCUCGCCGCCGAGCUCGGCUACGUCGAUAUCGUCAAGACUCUCCUAAAUCGGCCAGACAUUCAACUGAAUCGACCGAGUGCUAGUGAUGUCAAGAAAACGCCAACGCCGUUGAUACUCGCGGCAACCAAAGGACAUUUGGAUGUAGUGCUAGCCCUCCUAGCUCAUCCAGACGUGGAUGUGAAUGUUUCCAUGGAGAGAAACAUCACAGCAAUUCAGAACGCCGCCGCCAACGGAUACCUGGACAUUGUCGCAGCUUUGUGGCCCGGGGCGAACCUCCUCAGCCAGCGUCGAAGCUUGGAUGCCGCGCUGCGUGGCCAGAAAUUCGAAGUCGUCGCGCACAUGGUCGAAGCGGGCGUUGAAUACGAGCCGACGUUUCGGGGCAAACUCCUGUUGGAGUACGUGGCGCCAUACUUGACGUUGGACGGCCUCGUGUUGAUGUUGGCCAAUGAUUUGCCCAUCAUCAUCGUAAGCGACCUUGACGCCAACACCACCAACGACCAACUUGGUGACCCUCGCGUCGUGCCGAACCCAGACCACCGGUACUCGUGGGCAGCAUUUCUCGAUCCAUCCAUGAUCACUGUGAACGAUGCCAUCGCCAAGGAAGCGGUGGCUUCCGCCAUCUUCGACUUGGUUGCCAAGGACAUGCGAAUCCCGCGGGAGGUCGUGGUGCGGGCACUCGUGACGACCUCCACAGACCAGCACGGCCGCCCGGUGCUGUCGGUGGCCGAUCCCUUCAUCGCCGCCUUCCUUAUGGGCCAGCUGUACUUUGCCAACCGAUACGAGAUCGCAGACGGACCUCCCGUGCACGUGAGUGCUACGUCGGUGGUUGUGCUCGCAAUCGAUCACGGGUUGUGCAGUCAGUUGUAUGACGAGUACAAAGACGAGGGAAUGCUUUAUUUGGACGGAUUCAUAGCGUGCAAUUCGAUUCUGUGCCAGUUGUUGGCCACCACAUCGCCGCUAACACGAUCUCGACCUCGUGUAUCGCAUGGGUUUGGAACCGGACCGCCGCCGCCGCCAUCUACUGCCGCGGCAUAUGGUUAUGGUCGAUGCGAUACUGUGUUACUACCUCCGAAUGACGACGACAUGAUGACAACAUGGACCAAAGCAUUCGAGCUGUGGGAUUCGGAUCCACCUGAUGAUGCUGGGGGCAGUGGCGGCGGUGGCCUCUCUAGUCAUACGUUUCGACGAUACUGCGACCAAACGUACGGAGUGCAGCUGCAUGUAGCGCUCAAGUUUAUGAAACAUGAAGACAGCUACCGCCGCGAAAUCUCACAGCGUCGGCAUGUCCAUGCCAAGUACAUCCUUCCGCUACUGCCUUCGUUCGCACUCGAUGACGAUGACGUGGCAUCCCCGACGACGACUAGCCAUCACGUGACGUGCUCUUCUGUUGGCAAGGGCCAAACGCUGUCCUUGGCAGACUAUCCCCAUGUAGUCGCCAUGCCAGCUGGAGACCGCACUCUGCAUGACAUCCUAGUCAAAGAACGGCCCGGCCGCGGCGAUAUCCAAGCCAUGUUGCUGAAUGUCGCGCAAUGUUUAGCGCAUUUGCAUGGCUGUGGGAUUGUCCACGGUGAUGUCAAAGCCCUCAACGUCCUUCGAGUGCACCACCAGCUAAAACUGAUCGAUUUGGACGCGGCUACCCCCGUCGGCGAGUUUUUUCAGCGAUCCACGUGCACCUCGGGAAUCCUGCCACCAGAAAUGUUUGUGCAUCUCGACACCACGACCGCCAUGCGCCAACACUACGAAGCGUACUGCCGCCAAGCUGGAGAUGCGACUGGUGCUGCUGCUAUGUGGCGUCAACAUCGUCCCAGAUCGGGGUACGUCGUUCGACUGGACCCUGUCGCAGACUCUCAGCCAUCACAGCCGAACAACUCUGUGGAACUACCGUACGCGUUGAUUCCCAUGUCUCCGUCGAUGGACAUUUGGGCGUUUGGGUGUCUCGUGUACUUGCUUGUGACAGGGUUACACCUCGUUCCCACGGAUAUCCAUCUCAACAUCCCAGCAGAAUACAUGGCCGUAGCUGCGACAUGGACAGAUUUGGCGUUGGAUGUGAAACUUGAGGCAAAUGUCGACGAUAUCGCAGCCAGAGAUUUACUGCGUCGGCUCCUGCGGGUGGACCCCGCGCACCGAAUAUCCAUGGCGGCGGCGCUAGAUCAUCCGUAUUUCACAGCCCAAACUUGCGACAACGUGUCAUUGGAUGAUGGCGGCGACAAGGCAUUCUGUACGAUCGAGGAGACGAAACCGCCCACGGUGUCACAUAUCCCAGACAAAAAGCAUGUCCAUGCAGCUUGUGAUUACGACGACAUAGCUCUGAAAUGUCGUGAGCCAUCUCCUUCGUUGGUGGUGGAAACAUCCCCCCUUGUCACACCCACACAAGCCACGAACGCGGAACAGUGUCGCAGCCACCCAACUUUGUCGAAACAAAACACCAUGUUGGUCGAUCAUGAUCCUCAUCUGACACGACCCCAUCCCGACGAAUCAUCCCCGUCGUUUGUGCUGUUGCCCAUGUCCCGAGUCCAUGCGAUACCGUUCGUAGGCAACGACGCCGCCAUCUGGACUUCAUUUGUCAGCCAUUUCCACUCGACAUGCCACGCUGUCGCAGCUGCCAUGGCGGCCGGCCUCCCCAUCGAUGCACCGCUGAAACAGCUCAACCACGGCCACAGCUUGUACUUGUAUCUGCUCGACGAUGUCACAGGAGACCUCGUCCCAACUGCGACAACGUCCAACUCGGCAGCGUCAUCAUCAGUGUACCCUAUCGAAAUCCGGCCCACAGACUUGGAGUUUUUAGCCAUGAGUUUGCCGCUGGCGCUAGCUGGCUUGGCUACGUUUAGUCGACACCAUCAACAGCAGCAGAGACUGCUACUGACGGUGGCGGGGAACCACGGGGCCCUUGCCGAUGGAAUCGUCGCCACGACGACGAGUACUAGUACUAGUACUACUAGUACCAGUCUCCCGGAGAUCCAGUCAGUGACGUUUGGCGCAAUGUGGCGGGCGAUACGAGGCGACUCGGCUGUGACACCGUUGCAUGUUCGACAAGCUGUACUGCACGCAGUAACCAGGUGGUUUCACGCCCGAGACCCCCGCCAUACGUUUGGGGGGCUCACGCGCACUUGGACUGAGCAUGGGGACGUUGUGUGGACAGCCAAGGUGGAGGAGCUGGUUAUACUAGCUACACAAGAAACCAAGUCUCAACACGACGACGACCGCCACCACCUGACGAUGCAAAAGCUCCUGCGACAAGUGCUCGCGAGUGAGUCUGGCCACAAUACUGACAUGUGUGACAAGGUGGCGCCGCCAGUUCCAAUUGUCGCCACGUUCAGUGGAGCAAGCUGCAGCCCCGACCAAUGCGUGGUCAUGUAGAAGUGUAAUUUUUUAGUCAUGUUUGAGGGAAUUAAAUAUAAAACCUACUGUAGUAGUCCUAGUAAUAAGUACU